This is a messenger RNA of Scheffersomyces coipomensis, 1437 nucleotides long. RefSeq lists its product as uncharacterized. Gene Ontology annotation, biological process: regulation of transcription by RNA polymerase II. The record is from RefSeq and is a predicted model, not a curated record. The transcript has a single exon. The annotation marks the transcript as partial. Gene Ontology annotation, molecular function: DNA-binding transcription activator activity, RNA polymerase II-specific. NCBI's taxonomy places the organism in Eukaryota, Fungi, Ascomycota, Pichiomycetes, Serinales, Debaryomycetaceae.
UGUAGCGAAGAUAAACCAAAAUGUGAGUAUUGUUCUCAUACAGGCAAGGAUUGUGAAUACCCUGAUGUAAUCAGAUUAAUGAUGGAUACCAAUGAAAAAAGAUUAAGAUCAAUACAAUUAAAACGACAACAGAUAUCAGAUCAAGAUGAAAAUGAUGAUGCUAUACCUACAUCACGUAUGUUGGAACGAAUGACAUCAGGAUUUGUCCCUAUUAAAAACGAACAAGACUUUUUCCAUUUAACUAAUGAUUUAAUCUUAAUUCAAUCCACUACUCAAUUAGGUAUAUCUAAAUUUGAAUUAAGAUUACUUAAAUUCUUUAAUAGUAGUUGUGUCAAUAUCUUUUCUUAUGGGGAGUUGAAUCCAGAUAUUCAUCGUAUUUGGACAACUCAUGUCCCCAAAUUAUUCGUUCAAAGUGAAUUAUUAAGAAAAUCAAUAUAUUCAUUUGCUUGUAUUUGUUUAUUCCCAUUAUGUGAUUUAGCAGAUUUAUGUGUCAAAGAUGAUGCUGAAAGUGAUAUUAAAUUUAGUGAUAAAUAUGGUUCAAUCAUUUAUGAUCCAAAAAAGAAAGCUUUAAAAUCAAAACCUUUGCCAAAGGAACUUGCAAAUUCAUUAUAUGUCCGAACUACUGAUUAUUUCUUGGAUGCAGUGGCAACCAAAAAUGAUAUCUUGACCAAACAACUGCAAUUACAUACCGAUGAACCAAUGUAUGGUCCAUUUAUGAUGGAUUCAGUUACCGCUAAUGAAUUAGCCAUCACAUCAGUAAUAAUAUUUUCUUUCCUAGGGGUUCAUCCUCAUAGAUUAUUACCAUUAAUAAGUUUUGAAGGUGAGGCAGAUUUUCUAUCAAUCAGUAAAGGAGUUUGUACCACUAUUGUAGCUACUGCUCCUCUUGUUAGAAAUAGUGUUUAUGGUGCUAUGUUUGAUUAUGAUGGAAAUCGAAUAACUCCUCCAUUAAAGAAAACAAAUUAUAGAUUAAUUCUUACCUUAAAAGAUGAUCUUGAAUUCGAAUACUCAUGCAAAGACUUUAACUCAACCACAGCAGAAGAAUAUCAAAUCCUUCAAGAUUCAGUAAUGCUUCUACAUUCUUGUAUUCAUCGAGCAGUUACUAAGAAAUAUCCUGUCCCAGUCUAUAAAUGGAUUAUAUUAUUGGAAGGCGAUUUCCAUCGUUUGGUAUAUAAACAAACCUACUUCGCAUUGAGAAUGGUAUAUAUCCAUGCUUGUUUGAUGGCCUUGACCCGAUUUCAUGUCUUUAAUGAAGCAAAUCUUUGGGUAGAUUAUAUGAAUUGGUUUAAACGUUAUAACGUCAAAUUGUUUAAUGGUUGGAAAUACGAAACAGAUCAAAGUUUAUAUACUCUCAUAUUUGAUAAACAAUAUCUGUUUGGUAGAAGGUCGUAUGCUACUUUAGGUGAGUUUGAUCCUGAUUUCUUAGCUAGUAUUUUAUAG